Molecule: messenger RNA, 1302 nt
Organism: Perca fluviatilis (European perch)
Lineage: Eukaryota; Metazoa; Chordata; Actinopteri; Perciformes; Percidae
Product: phenylethanolamine N-methyltransferase-like
Exons: 3
Coding region: 32-853 (273 amino acids)
Cellular component (GO): cytosol
Molecular function (GO): phenylethanolamine N-methyltransferase activity
Source: RefSeq, a predicted model, not a curated record
UGUUAGGUAGAGUCACAUAGACAACAGGAGGAUGGAAGAAAAGGGAGCAGAGAAUGGAGUGGCGGCCAUGGCAGCCAUCUGGCAGGGAGUUGAUCCUGCAGCGUAUCUGCAGAAUACCUACACUCCACCACUGGCUGAUUUGGAAAGAAAGGACAACCUUUUGCCGUGGGUACUGGCAUGCCUGCAUAGAGCUUUCACUGAAGGUGAUGUGAGUGGUGAGCUGCUGGUGGACAUAGGUUCUGGUCCCACCUUGUACCAGGUGAUGAGUGGCUGUGAGGUUUUCAACAAGGUGCUCCUCACAGAUUUCUUGGAGGUCAACAGGAAGGAGCUGAAGAGCUGGUUCCAGGACGAGGGAGGCUGCAGCAUGGACUGGACACCAUACCUGCAGCACGUCUGCAAGCUGGAGGGACGACCGCCCUCAGCAUGGACAGAGAAGGCUGCCAAGCUACGUCAUGUCAUCAUGGACAUUGUCCACGUUGACGUGCACCGCCCUCAGCCUGUGGCCCUUGACGUCCUUCCUUCAGCAGGGGCUGACUGUCUCGUGUCCUGCUACUGUUUGGAGAGUGCCAGCCCUGACCUGGCUGCCUUCACCAGGGCCCUGGGCCACAUUGGGAGGCUCCUGCGGUCCGGUGGCCACCUCCUGCUCAUCGGAACUCUGGGAAUGAGUUACUAUUUUGGGGCGCCUGGGGUAAAGAUCCCUACGGUCCCAGUGAAUGCGGCCCAGGUCUGUGCUAGUUUGAAGGAGAACGGCUACACCCUGAUCAGGCUGGAGGUUUACACAUUGCCUGAGUACAUGAAGGUUAGCCAUCAUGACGCGUCUGGGAUAUUUUUUGUAAAGGCAAUAAAGGAGUAAUUGUGAGAAAACAGGAGAGAUAUCCAGAUGAAAAUAUGAUAUAUUAGAAGUAUAUUCAAAGUUUAGCACAUUAGACAAUGAGAAAAUGGGCUACUGGUGAUGCUAAUAAUAAUACUCACACACAUUUGUUUUUUUGAGAGGUUGCUUUGAUUCUGAUCUUCAAUCAUUUUAAUUGUUUUCAAACUGACUCUUAAUGGAAAAAAAAUGCAAGACAAAAAAACACGUAAAUUAAAUAUUUCUCUUUAUUUCCUUGGUCCAGUGAAUGUCUUUUCUGAGGGUGAAUAAGGAGACGUUUCCUUUUUCUUUCUGUUAGAAAUGUAAUUACACAUUGCCCCCUGCAGUUCAAAUACAGCAAUUACAGCAUCAGGAAUUUCACACUUCCAUUUUUUGAUGAUGAGUUGCGUGUUAUUUUGUAAUUUCUGAUAAUAUGAAUAAAGAUGCUAAAACAA